UGGUUGAGGUCCCUGGAGGUGCCUUGGUCUUAUCCUCAAGCUUCUACUGGUGAAUGAGUCCUGGCUCCUUGGUACGUCCUACAACCUUGGUGAGAUAUGGCUUAGGACAUUGUAUUAUCCUCAGACUGCGUGGCUGCUGUCCAGACUUGAUGCUGGGCUCCUGGCCAGUUCCCAAGAGCUGUGAUUCCCAGGCUGUCUCAGUGUUGCGCCCUGGUUCCUGACGCACAUCCCCGAGGUGGGUCCACCUUUCUACAAGAAGAAAAGUUCGGUGGUGAAUUACCCGGCAACAAUAGGAGUUGUGUCCGUUCAUAACAACAAGAAGAGGGGAGGCAAAUUCCAGCCUUUUAAGAAGUUGUUUGGCAAAAGGAAAAAGAAAGGCACUCCACUGUCUCGGGAGGAAUCGGCUGGGAGGCAGAGUCACUCACCCCAGAGUGCCAGCAAUGGGACCUUCUCUUCGGAUGAGGAAACCCCGGAAAACAAUCUGAGGUCCUUCAACUAUUCUAUGGGAGCACGGGCGUUCUCCCAUGACAGUAUUUUUAUCCCUGAUGGGGGAGCAGAAAGUGAGCAGACAGUUCAAGCAAUGUCACAGGACAACAUCCUGGGCAAAGUCAAAACUCUUCAGCGACAGUUGGGCAAGAAUAUCAAGUUUGGGCAGCGGCCAUCAAACGCCAUUCCCAUGAAGAAGGCAGGCAGCACAGACGCUAGCUCAGAGGAGGACUUCGUCCUCACCAGUCCCAUGGAGAUUGUGACUCAGCAGGAUAUUGUCCCCUCAGACUCGGAGAACAAAUCCAGCGAUACACCAAGUUCCUCAAGUCCUCUGAAUCUACCUGAAGCCGGAAGUGACAUGGAAGAGAAGGUUGCUCCAGUUAAACCCUCUCGGUCAAAAAGGCACUUGUCUUCAGCCGGCACCAUCGAAAGUGUCAACCUCGAUGCCAUUCCCCUGGCCAUCGCUCGUCUGGACAACAGUGCUGCCAGGCACAAACUCUCUGUGAAGCCAAAAAACCAGAGGGUGUCAAGGAAGCACAGGUGGCUUGCCCAGGACCGACAGAAUGAACGGGGCAGCUUUGAGAGUCAGUCCUCCCUGGACCAGAACGGGCAGCUAGGAGAAGACAAGCACAUUUGGCACGGAGAGGAACCAGAACCUUUGGAAUCCCACGAAGAGAAAAGACUGCACGAAGAGUAUUGGCGGGAACUUGAAGCCAAGUGCAAACGACAAAAAGCCGAAGCCGCUGAGAAGAGGCGCCAGGAAGAGCAGAGGCGGCAGGCGCUGGAGAGGAGGCUUUGGGAGGAGAGCCUCAGACAGGAGCUGCUGGAGGAGGAGGAGGAGGGGGAGGAGGAAGAAGAGGUGAAGGAGAAGGGGGAGGAGGGCGAAGAGGUGGACCUGCAGCCACGGGCAGGGAAGGCACCUCCAGAGGAAGGGCACCAGUCUUGUCCGGAGGAACAGCGCUGUGCAGAGCAAGAGCUGGGGGGAGCCGACGAUCCUGCCCUCCUGGAGGCAGAAGAGCGCAGGCGUGAGCAGGAAGAGGCCGAGAGGCAGGCGGAGAAACUGAGGCAGCGCGAGACUGAGAGGCAAGAGGAGGAACAGAGGCAGCGCGAGGCCGAAAGGCAAGAAGAGGAAGCGAGACAAUGCGAGGCCAAGAGGCAGGCGGAGGAAGCAAGGCAACGCGAGGCCGAAAGGCAAGAGGAGGAAGCAAGACAAUGCGAGGCCGAGAGGCAGGCGGAGAAACUGAGGCAGCUCGAGGCCGAGAGGCAGGAGGAGGAACUGAGGCAACGCGAGGAGGCUGAGAGACAGGAGAAACUGAGGCAGCGCGAUGCUGAAAGCCAAGAGGAGGAACUAAGGCAGCACGAGGCGGAGAGGCAGCGCGCUCAGGAGGAGGACGCCAAGGGGAUGCUGCAGGAGGAGGAGGAGGAGGAGGCCAAGCGCAUAGAAGAGCUGAAAGGAAAGGAGACACCAGAGCCGCUGGUGGAGGAAGGUCCGCAGAGUCCAGAAGGAGAGAGCCAGCCUUGGCUAACGGACGACGCUGACCAGCGAAGCCCACUGCAGCGGGACCUUGAGAAGCCAGGGGAACGGGAACGAGAAGACCUGGAAUCCGCAGGGCAGAGAGAGAUCGCGAAGGAGCCUAGAGGAGAGGGCGAGCCGGCCGAGCAGAGCGGAGACUUGGGCGCGCACUGCGGUGGUGUGGACGGGGAAGGGAAAGAAACCGCUCAGACAGACAGUCCUCAGCCGCAGGAGAGACAGAUGGAAGGAACACCGGCCCCGGAGGAGAAUGAAGCUACUGCGGCAGACAUAGACCGGAAGGUGGAGGAGCUCCGGUGGCAGGAGGUGGACGAGCGGCAGACCAUGCCCCGGCCUUACACAUUCCAGGUAUCCUCCGGGAGUAGGCAGAUUCUCUUCCCCAAAGUCAACCUGAGCCCGGUAACACCGGCUAAGGACGCGGCGAGCCUGGCCCCAGCGGCCCAGGAACCGCCCGCGCCCCGCGGUGCCACCUCACACGCCCUGCCAUCAGCGCUGAGCAUCCCACACACGGCCAUUCUGGUCACCGGAGCGCAGCUCUGCGGCCCGGCGGUCAACUUGAGCCAGAUCAAGGACACAGCAUGUAAGUCCCUCCUGGGGCUGUCAGAAGAAAAGCGCCCUAUGGACGUCCCCACUGUGGAGUCCAGGGCCGGCAGUGGGAAGUCCAGACCUGCCCCAGAGUCACCAAGCAAUGCGGCCGCGCUAGCCGAGUGGGCGUCCAUUCGAUCCAGAAUCCUGAAGAACUCGGAGGGCGACCAGCGUGGCGACAGAGAGCCGGCCAGAGCCGGGGACGAGCCAGCGCCUCGAGCGCGGUGCGAUUCCCGAGGGAACGUGCGCAGGACGCCGCCAGUCAACGCCAAGUUCUCCAUCAUGCCUGCCUGGCAGAAGUUCUCAGACAGCGGCGCAGAGACCUUCAGGCAAAGCCUGGACGGGGAGAGCGGAAGGAAAAAGCCGGGGCUAGCACCCAGCGAAGAAACAGCACCCCAGCCUCAUGCAGCGGCUCAGCAAGAGGUAAGCCAGGAGCCACCAGACACCACAGACGGAUGCAAAUUUGCCAAAGACCUUCCAUCUUUCCUCGUUCCAGGCCUGCCUUCUCCGCAGAAAGCUGCGUCCCGCACCGAGUCCACGACCACUUUGGACAGCGAGACCACAAGUGACGUGGGAAACCCAGACCCUGCGAUGCCAGGAGGCGAGGAAAAGGCCUCGCCCUUUGGAAUAAAAUUGAGAAGGACCAACUAUUCCUUGCGCUUCCACUGUGACCAACAGGCCGAACAGAAGAAGAAAAAGAGGCACAGCAGCACAGGAGACAGUGUGGAUGGGGCCACCCUCGCAACUGGGAGUGUCUCUGGAGAGAGAGAGCCUGAAGCCACGUUCCUCAAGCAUGGCCCAUCCCUUCCCCAGGAGAGAAAGCCAGCUCUAUCCCCUCGGAAGGACUCUGCUGAAAGCCAUUCUAGUGGUCACUAUGUUGCUGUGGCCCAGUCUGGUCUACCACCAGGCAGUGGCCAGACCCCAGCUCCAGAGCAAGACAAGGCAGUAAGCAAAAUGCCAUCCAUGCAGAAGCCGGCCCUGGCUCCCAAGCCUGCCAGCCAGACCCCACCUUCAUCCCCACUCUCCAAACUGAGCAGACCCCACUUAGUAGAGCUGCUCACUAGGCGAGCUGGGAAGCUCGACUCCGAGCCCAGUGAGACUGCCAAGGAGAGCAGUGAUAACCAGCCACCCUCACCAUCACUGCCAGAGGCGCUGAAGGGGCCGAAAAGGAAUGAGAAAGAUUUGCCAGAAAAGAAGCCAGCUUCCCCACCUCUGCCAGCAAGCCAGUGGCACAAUUCGCUAAUUCCUGAAACAGGUAGAAAAGAGAAGCCCGUGCUUCAGAGCAGGCACUCUCUGGACGGCUCCAAGGUGACAGAGAAAGUUGAAACCGCUCAGCCGCUGUGGAUAACAUUGGCACUCCAGAAACAGAAGGGAUUCCGGGAGCAGCAAGCGACUCGGGAGGAGAGGAAGCAAGCCCGGGAGGCCAAGCAAGCAGAAAAGCUCUCCAAAGAGACCGUCAGUGUCAGCCUACAGCCUGGAAGCAGCCGGGCAAGCAAAACUGGUCCCGUGCACAAGCCUGCUGCUCCAUCUGAAGAGAAAAAGCCAGAAACGGCCGUGUCCAGGCUGCAGCGCAGAGAGCAGCUGAAGAAGUCCAACACUCUCCCCACGUCUGUGACAGUGGAGAUCUCAGACUCUGCGCCCUCAGCACCACUGGUAAAAGAGGUCACCAAGCGGUUCUCCACCCCAGACGCUGCUCCCGUGUCCACAGAACCUGCCUGGCUGGCUUUGGCCAAAAGAAAAGCAAAGGCCUGGAGCGACUGUCCGCAGAUUAUUAAGUAAACAGCGAUUUUAUCCAC
Molecule: messenger RNA, 4398 nt
Organism: Mus caroli (Ryukyu mouse)
Lineage: Eukaryota; Metazoa; Chordata; Mammalia; Rodentia; Muridae
Source: RefSeq, a predicted model, not a curated record